Umbelopsis ramanniana AG is the source of this 1151-nucleotide messenger RNA. RefSeq lists its product as uncharacterized. The record is from RefSeq and is a predicted model, not a curated record. Lineage: Eukaryota; Fungi; Mucoromycota; Umbelopsidomycetes; Umbelopsidales; Umbelopsidaceae. The coding region runs from base 227 to 919 and encodes 230 amino acids. The transcript is spliced from 2 exons.
AUUUCUUAACAUGCCGCAUGUGAAGCGUGGCGCGUGUUGGAACCAGAAGAUAAACCAGCAAAGCAUUUCGGGUUCCCGUGUUGGGCUGGGCUUUUUGGGCUGGGCCCAACUUUUUGGGCAACAUUGGGAUAUAUAAACUGUCACUUUUCUGCCAGUCAAUCACUUUUUUUUUUUUCCUCUCAAUGCCAUCAUCUUUUUUCACUUCUUUAUAAAUCAUCCCAAUUCAAUGUCUAAAAUCCAGUUUGACAAUGGCGUCAUGAUCCUGUCUGCGGUAGACCCGCUGUCAAAUCGAAUGAGCAUCCAGAUACUCCAAUUGCCUCAUCCUCCAAAACUGGAGCCACUGGAUUUUCUAUUCGAACCCACUGCUAACAGUCGAAAGCGCGUGCGCCCAUCCAAAGAAACUCGAGCCAUUGUAGAACGAGAGCUUAUGCUAGUUCGAGCCAAUUCAAAAUUCACAGAGCAUUUCAUUCCUCCGCCUACUACCCCUAUCACACCAACCCGUCCCUUAUCCUCCUCUUCCUUUGAAUCUGCUUUGACCUCAUCAGAAGGUACUACGUGUUCUCGAAGUACCCGGCGACGUCGCCCCUCACUUGGACUUGUACAACGAUUAUUUGCUUCCAGUGACCCUGAGCCCGAACCAUUAGAAGUGUCAUGGCUAGACGCCGAUAUAUGUGAUUCCAAGCAUACCGCUAGUAAAAAGUUCCCCAUUCUCAAAGGUAAUAGACAUGUGCGGUUGAUCGUAGUGUGGAAUGUACAGCAUAAUACUCACAUGGGAUCAUCCGUAGAUCUUUUGAUGACAACGAAACGUAUCCGUCGGACAAAGUCUUGUACGGCUCCAGAUCAAUAUGCAUCCUCACCGUUCCGAACGACCAGUUGGUGGUCAGAGGCUCCCAUGCCCUCCAUGCCACUUGUUAAAUAGCUAUACUGUCAUUUCGAUCAAACCCAACGAUGCGCUUGCGCUUGUUAAGGACCGCUUUCAAACACAUUCACUCUAUCAUAGUACAUAUUCGCAUUUAUACUACCCCAUACCCUCUCUUUUACCACCUUCUUUUGCUAAUAUGCGCUCUCGAGUAGCUUACCAUGUCACUCUCUGUAAAUCAUCCUAUGCCGAUGUACUGUGAAAAUUGCAAAUAUAUACAUUUAGCCAUCCA